Messenger RNA from Aureobasidium melanogenum CBS 110374, 1560 nucleotides. Its product is annotated as kinase-like protein. Gene Ontology annotation, biological process: protein phosphorylation. Gene Ontology annotation, molecular function: ATP binding; protein serine/threonine kinase activity. The record is from RefSeq and is a predicted model, not a curated record. The coding region runs from base 1 to 1560 and encodes 519 amino acids. Gene Ontology annotation, cellular component: cytoplasm. Lineage: Eukaryota; Fungi; Ascomycota; Dothideomycetes; Dothideales; Saccotheciaceae. The transcript has a single exon.
AUGGCGAAAAUCGUGAGCUCCAGCCAGAUAGCUGCGAUACACAGAGACAGUUCCAAUCUCGAGAGGAUUCAGAAGCCGCCGAAUGCACCACCAGACACACAAUGGAUCGGUGGAUACAAAGUUGGUGUCGGAGGCAAUGGCGUUGCGACUAUGUGGGUGUUGAUAGACAAGUCCACCCAUAGAGCCAUCCAUCACGUUGUCAUCAAAGACUCCUUCGAAAGAGCGUCCGAGUCGACCAAAGAGACAGGCCUCUACAAAGGGAUCUACCGACAACUCAAGGACAAGGGCAUGGAUUUUGGUGCAGAUCCUACUCACAACAUCGGCCAUGCAGCUCCCGAGCAUCGAUUUCUCAAGGAGGCAUAUCUGCAAGGCUUGAUGACAGUUCCCGAAUCAAGCGAGGAAAUAUACUGUAACCCGCUCUGGGGUUAUGCACGAAGGCUAUUAGGCAAUCCUUACUCAUCGGCGCAUAAUCACUGGCGUUUGUACAUGCCUCUUCACGAUUAUGGGGAUCUAGACAACCUCAUCAAGUCUCAUUACUUUGCGAAGAAGGCCAUACCAGAACCAUUCAUCUGGCAUACUUUUAUUUGCUUGAUGAAGGCUGCUGUUCAAUUGGAAGAACGGGCUCGGUCGCGUCCGAACAAUACGGACUCGGAUGUAAUCGUCGUGUUCGACAUGAAACCAGGAAACAUUCUUCUCGCCCCACCUGACACCACGAAAUCAUUUCCUAUUUACCCUCGACCUCACCUCGCGGAUCUUGGAGGCGGAAACCUCACCAAUAAAGACGAUUUUGAGAACAAGAUCCAUUCACAGCAUUUCGCUUACACUCCUGGCUAUAUGGCUCCGGAGAUGGUAAAGCCUAGUGCCGGUAGCCAAGCACUGCUGCCAAACAGUGUGUUACGCGGUACAUGCACCAAUGUCUGGCAGAUUGGAAGAGUACUCGAGCAGAUGAUGAAGUUGCGCGGUGGUUUCCCAAACAUAGACUAUCAACCUGGGCGGAAGGAAGUAGACAUGAUUCCACAAAUAAUCGGAUGGCAAGGCGAGCUUCCUGGUCAAAACUACUCUAUGAAUCUCAGGAGGAUGGUCAAUAGGUGCUUGCAAUUUGCCCCUCACAAACGGCCGUCGCCUCAAAACUUCUUGAGCUACAUUGACAAUCCCGGACACCCGCUUUUCCAAGGCAUGGAUACGUUUGGCAGCGAUGCAUGGUUCCAAGACCAACAGCAGAAGCGUACUGCAGCAGGUCCAAAACCGAAGCCUAAGGAUCUCCACGAAGAUAUCACUGCGCGAGCUGCUGAAGAGGAAAAACACAGGCGAUUCACAAAAGCCAGACCAUAUUUACGCGCCUGGGGCCCAUCACGAGCAGCCGAAUUUCUUUUCCUUGAUGUGUUCCCACCUGAGGAGCUUGAAGUCAUGUAUACGGACGAAGCAAAUUGGUGGGCCACGGAUCCUCAGGAUCUCACUGAUGCGAAGGGCAAGCCUGUUUAUCCGCUGCCGAAGGCUACGGAGGAGAUUGACUUUGAUAUCCAGUUGGAUGACGAGUCGUCGAGUGAUCACAUCAUGUAA